CAAAUCAAAAUCGGCGCCUCACCUCCCAAACGCCAAUCUAUCAUCAGCUAUCGAUUUCAUCAGAGACGAAGGAGAAGAAGGAAAGGAAGGGAAAUAAUCUUCUCCGGCGAGAGGAUGUCAUGUUGUUCGUCCUUAUCAGCGGCUCCUACAUCCAUGUCUUUGAUUUCAAAGCGCAAAUUCACGAGAUCCGUUAAUAAACAUGUGAUCGUUUCCAUGAAUUCUCGCUUCAGAGCUUCUGCAGAAGUUCCUGAUUUUCUUCCUGCCGAUUGGCAUCAAGCACACAAGAAGAAUCCUCUAGGCCCAAGUUUACAUGUAACUGUUCACCUAUGCAAUUCACUGCAGAGGAAGCUAUUCAACGCCAGCUAGAUGCACUGAGGUACAAUGAUCGACCCCAUCAAGAUUAUGGAAUUGAGGUCAUGUACCAGUUUGCUGGGUUCAAUCCUCUUCAAAGGUCGACAUAUUUCGGUCCCUUCUUCGAUUUGGGACAGUUUGAAAGAUUCAGACGGGUAUUCCACCAUUCGACGUAUCGUGUAUUGCUCGGCCAUAAAGAGAGAAAGAUCUUGAGCAGUUUGAUUGUAGAGGAGAAUCGAUUCAAGCAGCGGGUAUGGAUACGAGGUUGUCGCCCGAAGGAAGAAGAAAUAUUUCAAUUCACUAUGGUUCAGAGGGUUGGCGGCUCGUGGGAUGGGUAUUGGCUUACAGAAAGUGUGCUUAACGAUGGAGAUGCAUUUAGUGGAGGCUUAGCCUACUAAGGAAAAGGAUGCUUUGCUCAAAUUGGGUGACUGGUUAGUAAACUUAGCAUAAUGUUGUUCAAUUUGUAUAUUUGAAAUGUAUAUCAUAGGUCUGUAUUAUAAUUUGAACCCUUGUAAGAUCAUAGAACUUAGAAUUUGUAUAUAUUAUUUACAUGGUUUCGUUCUA
This is a messenger RNA of Cucurbita maxima (winter squash), 915 nucleotides long. RefSeq lists its product as uncharacterized. The transcript has 7 exons. The record is from RefSeq and is a predicted model, not a curated record. Lineage: Eukaryota; Viridiplantae; Streptophyta; Magnoliopsida; Cucurbitales; Cucurbitaceae. Bases 327 to 749 code for a protein of 140 amino acids.